AUGCCCUUUUUCAACGCAAUCCAAUCUCAUCCUUCUGUUGAAUCUGUGAUCCGCUUCCUUCAGCUACAAUUCGCUUCCAAUCUCUUUAAUGGGAAUGAUAUCAAGGAAUUGGUGUUGGAGUUGGGAGAAGAGGAGUUUUUUAGAAUGCCUUCAAGCCUUUUCAAUUGUAGAAAGUUGAAUAGGUUGGAGCUCUCGCGGUGCGAGUUGGAUCCGUUGCGUAGUUUUAAGGGUUUUUUGUGCUUGAGGAAUCUCAACCUUCAUCAAGUUUUGAUAUCUCAUGAUGCAGUUGAGAACCUUAUUUCCAAAUGCCCUCUCUUGGAGAGUUUAUCACUGUCUUAUUUUAAUAAUUUGGCUCUAACUAUCUGUGUCCCGAAUCUUAAGUACUUGUAUCUUGAAAGUGAAUUCAAGGAUAUAUGUCUUGAAGAUACUCCACUUUUGAUUGAAUUCUCUAUUGCUAUGUACAUGACUGAUGACAUUGCUAUGCAUUUUGAGCAAAACUCAAACUGUAAUUUUGUCAAGUUUCUUGGUGGUGUGCCUAAUCUUGAGAAGCUUGUCGGCCAUACCUACUUCACAAAGUUUCUUGAAGUACUUGAGCGUAGGGAUUGA
Sphenostylis stenocarpa is the source of this 606-nucleotide messenger RNA. The record is from the annotation of a GenBank genome assembly. Lineage: Eukaryota; Viridiplantae; Streptophyta; Magnoliopsida; Fabales; Fabaceae.